AUGAUUUUAGCAAAAACUGUUCUGAAAUUACCGGAGACUUUCUCCCAUUCUCCGGCGCUCACGUGCUAUCUUCCCUGCGACUACCUCGUUUAUCAUGGAUCGACCUUACGCCUUAUAGAUGAAGUUGACCGGGACAUCCCCUGGGACUCCUUAACCCAAAUAGUAGAUAAUAGUUCCCUUGAGCUACCUUAUAACCCUCCAGAGGGCAACCCUCUAUUGCAAUUCGAGCUACGUGCUCGUCAAGCCCAUGUAACAGUAAAUGCCAACCAACCUGUAGACCCCAUCGUAGAGCGAGCCUCUGGUGCUAUGGUACUAACCUGA
This is a messenger RNA of Striga asiatica, 321 nucleotides long. NCBI's taxonomy places the organism in Eukaryota, Viridiplantae, Streptophyta, Magnoliopsida, Lamiales, Orobanchaceae. The record is from the annotation of a GenBank genome assembly.